Molecule: messenger RNA, 1104 nt
Organism: Cryptomeria japonica (Japanese cedar)
Lineage: Eukaryota; Viridiplantae; Streptophyta; Pinopsida; Cupressales; Cupressaceae
Product: kinesin-like protein KIN-14I
Exons: 3
Coding region: 1-1104 (367 amino acids)
Biological process (GO): microtubule-based movement
Molecular function (GO): microtubule motor activity; ATP binding; microtubule binding
Source: RefSeq, a predicted model, not a curated record
AUGAUAGAGAUAUACAAUGAACAAGUGAGAGAUCUUCUUGGCACAGAUGCCUCACACAAGAAAUUAGAUAUUCGAAACAAUGGACACAACGGAUUUAAUGUACCAGAUGCCAGUGUUUUGCCAGUUAAUUCGAUAUCUGAUGUCUUAGACUUGAUGAAUUCUGGCCAAAAGAAUCGCACUAUUAGCUCUACCGCCCUCAAUGACCGCAGCAGUCGUUCUCACAGUGUAUUGACUGUGCAUGUACAAGGCACAGAUUGUGUAUCUGGAUGCAGCCUUCAUAGCUGCCUACAUUUAGUGGAUCUUGCUGGAAGUGAGAGGGUGGACAAUCCUGAAGUAACAGGAGAUCGGUUGAAGGAGGCCCAGCACAUCAAUAAGUCUCUUUCAUCUCUAGGAGAUGUGAUUGCAGCACUGGCACAGAAAAAUUCACAUGUACCAUAUCGAAACAGCAAGUUGACUCAAUUGCUUCAAGAUUGGUUAGGGGGUCAGGCAAAGACCUUGAUGUUUGUUCACAUUAGUCUUGAAUUGGAUUUGUACGGAGAGACACUUAGCACUCUUAAAUUUUCUAAAAGGGUGGCUACCGUUGAACUUGGUGCUCCUCGGGUAAACAAAGAAAGUGCAGAAGUCCGUGAUUGGGAAAUCGAGUUGGCUUACCUACUUUCAAAUAAAACUAACAAUCUGAACGUUUUCACUCAUUUGGAGUUGAAAAACAAUCAGAGCCGAUCCGUGUCUUCAAAUUUGUUUUCCAAGAAGAUUCCUGAUGAAAAGACAGCAAAUUCUAUACCAGGUGAUAGAAAUCAUUGCUAUGCAGAGGUUAAUAGAAACUAUGUCAAAUCUAUUAAUAGUGUAAGGGUUGGAAGCAAUCGUGAAUCUGAUCUGGAGACGGUUUGCAAUGGCAAUACUCCAAAUAAAAGUGGGCUUAAGACGGCCAAUGAGGGAAGUUCUACUGAAUCACCAUACAAUAAAAAUGAAGAUUCAUCAGAGCGUUCUGGUGAAAGUGAUGGUUCAGAUGCUGGUGAUUUGUCCACCGUAUUUGCAGAUGACCAUGGAGACCGCAAAUGGGUGGAGGGACAAAUAGAAACUUUCAAGCAAAUCUAUAUGGUGUAG